Messenger RNA from Acanthisitta chloris (rifleman), 1691 nucleotides. RefSeq names its product N-myc downstream regulated 1 (gene NDRG1). Gene Ontology annotation, biological process: signal transduction. The record is from RefSeq and is a predicted model, not a curated record. Gene Ontology annotation, cellular component: cytoplasm. NCBI's taxonomy places the organism in Eukaryota, Metazoa, Chordata, Aves, Passeriformes, Acanthisittidae.
AUCAGCUACUGACCAUGUCAACAGAGUUCCAGGAUGCUCACCUUGCAGAGGUGAAACCUCUGGUGGAGAAGGAGGAGGCUAUCACUCGCCUCCUUCCAGACUUCGAUGUUCAGGAGCAAGACAUAGAGACCAUGCAUGGUUCAGUCCAUGUCACCAUGUGUGGGACUCCCAGGGGCAAUCGGCCAGCUAUCCUCACCUACCAUGACAUCGGGCUGAACCAUAAAACCUGCUUCAAUCCUCUCUUCAACUUUGAGGAUAUGCAGGAAAUCACCCAGCACUUUGCAGUCUGCCAUGUGGAUGCACCUGGUCAGCAGGAUGGAGCACCAUCUUUCCAAACUGGGUAUGUGUAUCCCUCCAUGGAUCAGCUGGCUGAAAUGAUUCCUGGAAUCCUGAAACAGUUUGGGCUAAAGACCAUUAUAGGAAUGGGGACUGGAGCUGGUGCCUACAUCUUAACCAGAUUUGCUUUAAACCAUGCAGAGAUGGUGGAGGGAUUAGUUCUCAUUAAUGUAAACCCUUGUGCUGAAGGUUGGAUGGACUGGGCAGCAACUAAGAUUUCAGGUUGGACAAAUGCUUUACCAGACAUGGUCAUUUCACAUCUAUUUGGAAAGGAAGAGAUUCACAGCAACCAUGACCUGAUCCAUACUUACCGUCAGCAUAUUAUUAAUGAUAUGAAUCAAACCAACCUUCAUCUCUUUGUCAACUCUUACAACAGUCGGCGAGACCUAGAGAUUGAGCGCCCUGUUCCUGGAGUGAGUGCUGUCACCCUUCAAUGUCCUGUCCUCCUGGUGGUCGGUGACAGCUCCCCGGCCGUGGAUGCCGUGGUUGAAUGCAACUCGAAGCUGGACCCAACAAGGACCACACUUCUGAAGAUGGCUGACUGUGGUGGGCUCCCUCAAGUUUCCCAGCCUGCCAAGCUUGCAGAAGCUUUCAAAUACUUUGUUCAGGGAAUGGGAUACAUGCCCUCUGCUAGCAUGACCAGGCUGAUGAGGUCCCGCACCGCUUCUGGCUCCAGCGUGACUUCUUUGGACGGACAGAGGAGCCGGUCCCACACCGGGGAGGGCACGAGGAGCCGGUCCCACACUGCCCACACCGGGGACGGGGCCAGGAACCGCUCCCACACAGACACGCGCAUCGAGCUGACGCCCAACUCGGCGAGCAAUGCUGAACAAUCAAGCCCCAAGUCCAUGGAAGUGUCCUGUUAGAUGGCAAUGGGAGGCUUAAACUGGUCACAGUGUGAAAAAGUAAUGGAUGCCCCCUGUGUAUCACAAAAACAUAACUGGUAUUAAUCUCAAGCUAUUCUGUAGGAUGAACUUCGUUCACCAGGGUCUGACAGGGACCAAAGAAAAGAAGCAUCUCAUUUGCUCUGUCAUUAUUCUUGUAACUCAGACAGCUGCUGCUAUUGUGCCCUCCUUCAGUGGAUGCCAAAUUCUAAAGGAUACUUGCCAAAAGCUGAUGUGGUUGUAAACACUUCAGAGUCAAACCAGAAUUGCUCAAUACCCUCCUUUAAAAUCAAAGCUGUUACAGGCCCCUUUAUCUCUUAUUCUCUUGAAGUAAACUGGCACAAUUUGAGAUGAGUUCCAAAGAGGGGGAGAAAAAAACCCAACAAACUCUCACAGAUGACUUUAAGAAAAAGGAAAUGAAACAAAUGUGUUAUGGCCUCAUGUUGAAGCUGGAGUCGAAUUAAUUGUAUA